AAGGAGCCAGGGCACGUUCCAAGAGAACGCUGGGGUUCGCGAGUGUCUGAGCUGCCUUUCUCCUCCCGUUGCUAGGGAAAUGGUCCAGGACUGCUGGGUGUGAGCCUCACCUCUCCUCCAGCCGAGACUGCGGUUGUCAUUGACAAUUGAAGAAACAGGACCUGAAAUAAGAGACAUUAGCAAUGAUGUGUGAAGUGAUGCCCACGAUUAACGAGGACACCCCAAUGAGCCAACGGGGGUCCCAAAGCAGUGGCUCCGACUCGGACUCGCAUUUUGAGCAACUGAUGGUCAAUAUGCUGGAUGAAAGGGACCGUUUACUGGACACUCUUCGAGAGACACAGGAAAGCCUCUCACUUGCCCAGCAAAGACUCCAGGAUGUCAUCUAUGACAGAGAUUCACUCCAGAGACAGCUCAAUUCAGCCCUACCUCAGGACAUCGAAUCCCUAACAGGAGGGCUUACUGGUUCUAAGGGGGCUGAUCCACCGGUAAGUUAG
Arvicanthis niloticus (Nile rat) is the source of this 494-nucleotide messenger RNA. Lineage: Eukaryota; Metazoa; Chordata; Mammalia; Rodentia; Muridae. The record is from RefSeq and is a predicted model, not a curated record.